UAGUGUAGAAAACAUAACUAAAGUCUAUUUUCAGUAAUCAAGAUGUUUAAACGCAAUGAUCUUGUUACCGAGGAAAAUAAACAGUUCUGUAGCCUGUAUUAAUAAUAAUGUUUCCUUAGCUCUGUAGAAACUAGAAUGACUUUCCAACACAUUCAGAUAUCACUUUCCUGAAUUUAGUUUUAUCACGGUUCCUCUGUGGGACGUCAACUCGGCGCGGCUCGUUAUUUUCCGUGUCGAGUUUCCCGGAUGCCUCACAUAUAAGGCAAAAGGGGCGUGUUUGCGAGUACCGGAUGAUAUCCAUUUAUGGGAUGCGCACUAACCGGAAUUCCUGAUAAUGACACGCACCAAAAGUUAAUAAAAAUUAAAAAAUUGUUUCCAUAGAUCACAAACCUAUUUCAACAUGUGCACAAGAAUUAAAUCACAACAAAUUCGAGUUAAGCAGAGUCAGAGAUGUCUAAAAAAAAAAAAAAAAGAAAUAAAAAAAAGAAAUAAAAGAAAGGACAACCCGGUUUUUUUUUUUGGUCCGGUUCUGUCCUUGUAUGGUCAGUGACGUCAUGGGCCAUUGACAGGCUCUUCUUAAACGCAUACUACGACAUGAAGUUUCACUUGUUGCAGCGCACAUAUGAAGGGAGCUGAUGAGCUCUGACAGACCGAAGUGAACAUAUUUACAGCACAUCAACCAGAUCCGAAAAUCUCUGCGAACAACUGAAUAAAAUUCAACUUCUUUAAAAAAAAAACCUCGGGGAUCAGAAUGACAGCGACAGCUAGUAGCAGGGAUCGAAUUAACGCGUCGCUGAAUGAUCUGACGCGCAGCUACCCUCUGGAUGAGACCCCCGCGUCGGGCUUCUCUCGGGUGGAUGUGGGGGUUUGUUCUGCUUCUCACCAGUUCAGUGAGCCGUCGGGAGGUGGCUUGAGCACCGACAGCUUCGGCGUGGAAAACCAGGGCCUUGAACUGACAGACCCGAGCAAGUUUUCACCACACAGCGCGCCCAUCGCCUACACAGGCAAGAUUUCCAUCGACGCUCAGGGAAGCUGGAAUCAGGAGGGAAUAAUCAACUUCGUCAGUGCAGGAGUGCAAGAUAGGCCCCCUUCCCCGGGAUCAUUCUCCACGGGAUCCCCCUCAGCUCCCACAGACCUCACUCCGGACUGCUCCAAAAUAGGCCAAACUCUUGCCAACAUGGAGCAUAUGUACACAGGCCCACCCCCAUACACCUGCAGCGCCGAUGGUUACCAGGACCCCUCGGCUUACCUAUCGACCGCCACGUGCCCCAUUACAUACGCCACUCCGUCCUACUCAACCCCAAAGUCAACUAUAGACGGGACGCUUUUCUCCAUCAUUCCCGACUAUGGGGGGUUCUAUCAGACCAGCAGCAGCCAAAGGGACAACAUGGCUGUAUUUCAGGACAUCAAGCCAUUCUCAUGCUCUUUUGAGUCCAUCAGAGUCCCUCCACCUCUGACUCCUUUGAACACCAUAAGAAAUUUUACUCUGGCUUGUCCGGUAGAUGGGCCGAGGCCGCCUAUAGACUGCGCCAAUCCGCAGAAUGUCCCACUCAGGCCGAUACUGCGGCCACGGAAGUACCCGAACAGACCGUGCAAGACGCCGGUCCACGAGCGGCCGUACCCCUGUCCGGCGGAGGGAUGCGACCGGAGGUUUUCGCGCUCGGAUGAGCUGACGCGCCACGUCCGCAUCCACACCGGCCACAAGCCGUUUCAGUGCCGCAUCUGCAUGCGCAGCUUCAGCCGGAGCGACCACCUCACGACGCACAUCCGCACGCACACGGGCGAGAAGCCCUUCUCCUGUGACUUCUGCGGGAGAAAGUUCGCCAGGAGCGACGAGCGAAGGAGGCACACAAAAAUCCACCAGAGACAGAAAGAUAAAAAGGCGUGUGAGGCUCCUCACAGCGCGAGCGCAGACGGCACAGCGAUGUGAACAGUUUACAGUUUAACAACUUCUGACUGCUGGGUCGGUCGUUGCCCCAUUUAACCCUGGACCUUUGUGUGCGCACAAAUAUACGAAGGCAGCUUAUGAUUUAAGUGUUGAAUGUGUUUUGUUGUAGUAACUAGACAACGUCCUUAUUAUCACAGAAUAUUUCAUGUGCAUUGUGCAAACUGCAGUUGUUCUAUAGUGUUUACAGUGAGUCUUUUUAUUGCCAUUAUUACUGUCAUGUGUUUGAAUAAAAUGAUAAUGACCA
Cyprinus carpio (common carp) is the source of this 2192-nucleotide messenger RNA. RefSeq names its product early growth response protein 2b-like. Gene Ontology annotation, molecular function: DNA-binding transcription factor activity, RNA polymerase II-specific; RNA polymerase II cis-regulatory region sequence-specific DNA binding. Gene Ontology annotation, biological process: regulation of transcription by RNA polymerase II. The record is from RefSeq and is a predicted model, not a curated record. Lineage: Eukaryota; Metazoa; Chordata; Actinopteri; Cypriniformes; Cyprinidae.